Messenger RNA from Aspergillus chevalieri, 396 nucleotides. Its product is annotated as mitochondrial 54S ribosomal protein uL14m. Bases 1 to 396 code for a protein of 131 amino acids. Gene Ontology annotation, biological process: translation. The transcript is spliced from 4 exons. Gene Ontology annotation, cellular component: mitochondrial large ribosomal subunit; ribosome. Lineage: Eukaryota; Fungi; Ascomycota; Eurotiomycetes; Eurotiales; Aspergillaceae. The record is from RefSeq and is a predicted model, not a curated record. Gene Ontology annotation, molecular function: structural constituent of ribosome; large ribosomal subunit rRNA binding.
AUGAUUCAACUAAAGACGAUGCUAAAUUGCAUCGACAACUCUGGUGCCGCAGUUGUCGAGUGCGUGAACGUCUUGAAGAAGAAGCGGCCCGCAACAGUUGGUGAUCGGAUUGUGGUUGUCGUCCAGAAACAGCGAAACUUCGGCCCCGAGAGCGCAACGAGUAGUGGUAUCGCAAACAAGGUCCGUCGAGGAGACAUCCGACACGCCGUGGUUGUUCGCGCAGCAAAGCAGAUGCAACGACCUGAUGGAUCGAUUUUGAAGUUUGACGACAAUGCCUGUGUCUUGAUCAACAAGUCGGGUGAUCCGAUUGGAACCAGAAUGAACGGUGUCGUGGCUACGGAAUUACGAGGAAAGCAAUGGUCGAAGAUCUUGUCGUUGGCGCCCUUGCAUGUGUAA